AUGGCCAGUGUGUUCAACACUGCGAAGUUGUCGGCAAGGCUGGCAUCGCGCUAUGCUCCACGAUGCGCCGCAAGAAGAGGCUUCCGUAUAUCAUCCCGCAACGAGGCAGCACAAAACUUCACCAUGCCGGCAUUAUCGCCCACCAUGACCGAGGGCAACAUCGCCAACUGGAGAGUUAAGGAGGGAGACUCCUUCUCAGCUGGUGAUGUACUCCUGGAGAUCGAGACAGACAAGGCAACAAUGGACGUGGAGGCACAGGACGAUGGUGUCAUGGUCAAGAUCAUGUCAGAGGAGGGCAGCAAAGGGGUCAAAGUUGGGUACCGGAUAGCUGUGAUAGCAGAGGCAGGAGAUGAUGCGGCCAGUGUCGAAAUACCAGCAGAAGACAAGCCAGCAGAGGAAGGGCAGCUAGCACGAAAAGACAGGCCAUCACCGCAGGAGAAAUUAGCAGGAGGUCUCGACCCAGCAGAAAGCUCCCCAAGCUCUGCAGAAGCACCACCUUCCUCAGCACCAGAAUCCGAUGCCUCAGCAGGAGGCGCAGCAGCAACAGCAAGCGCAGCACAGAAGGAGACCAAACCACAAAGCGGCCGCGCACAAAAACAGACAUACCCACUCUACCCAUCAGUCGAGCAUCUUCUCCACACAAACGGCCUGACCAAAGAAGACGCGAAUAGCAUACCCGCCUCAGGCCCCAACGGCCGACUACUAAAAGGCGAUGUCCUGGCACAUCUAGGUCGCGUGAAGAAGGACUACCCAUCACAAUCCGCCGCUCGCCUGACUAAACUCGGUCACCUGGAUCUCUCGAACAUCCAGCUGUCGAAACCGACGUUGCCCAAGACCGAAGCAGCGAAGGAGGCAGCGGCUGUACCGGAAAUACCGCAAGAGACUGAGAUCGCCGUACCCAUUUCACUCUCUGCUGUUAUUGCGACGCAGAAGAAAGUUAACGAUACUCUUGGUAUCUUCUUACCACUUUCGACAUUUAUCGCGCGUGCGAGUGAACUAGCGAAUGAGGACUUGCCACUCAGCAAGUCGCGGAAGCCGACGGCGAACGAUCUUUUCAACUCUGUCCUUGGACUCGAUCAGGUCGCCGCGUCUUCGCGAGGACGCUAUACACCACAAGUCAUGGGCCUUGCCACUCCAUCAUCGACAGCUCCUGCUAGGAGGGCGAAGAAGCAGGACAUCAUUGAUAUCCUUGCGCCGAAGUCGACGGCGAAGAAGUCUAUAGCGGGACGACCAGGUGCUGUUGGAAUCUCUACUGGCGCCAACGUGUUCAGCGUGGUGGCGAAGAGUGGCGAGGAGAAGCGAGCGGUUGAGUACCUGGAGCGCAUGAAGUUGGCUUUGGAGAAGGAGCCGGGAAGGCUUGUGCUAUGA
This is a messenger RNA of Recurvomyces mirabilis, 1368 nucleotides long. It is a transcript of the gene PDX1, whose product is annotated as pyridoxine biosynthesis protein. Bases 1 to 1368 code for a protein of 455 amino acids. Lineage: Eukaryota; Fungi; Ascomycota; Dothideomycetes; Mycosphaerellales; Teratosphaeriaceae. The record is from RefSeq and is a predicted model, not a curated record. Gene Ontology annotation, molecular function: dihydrolipoyllysine-residue acetyltransferase activity. The transcript is spliced from 2 exons. Gene Ontology annotation, biological process: pyruvate decarboxylation to acetyl-CoA.